AUCGCGGCGCUGCCAUGUUGUUGUUUUAUCUCCGGUACGGAGUUUCCAGCUGUCGGUGUCUGAGGACACGGUGGGCACUUUCUUUCUGACACAGUCGCACCGCCUUACACAUAUUUCCUGGAGUACAGCUAAACACCGAGUCACCGCAAAAGUUAGCGCAGAGCGGGGAGCUACCGUCGGGCGAGGUGAAGAUGGUGGACCGGCUUGCCAACAGCGAGGCCAACUCCAAGCGGAUUGGGUUGGUGGAGAGCUGCUUUGGAGCUGCAGGCCAGCCGCUGGCCAUCCCGGGUCGAGUUCUAAUCGGAGAGGGCGUCCUCACCAAACUCUGCCGCAAGAAGCCCAAAGCGCGGCAGUUUUUCCUCUUCAACGACAUCCUGGUUUACGGAAACAUCGUCAUCCAGAAGAAGAAGUACAACAAACAGCACAUCAUCCCCCUGGAGAGUGUCACCAUCGACACGGUGCCGGACGAGGGCGAGCUACGGAACGGCUGGCUGAUCAAGACCCCCACUAAGUCCUUCGCCGUCUACGCCGCCACCGCCACGGAGAAAUCCGAAUGGAUGAACCACAUCGGGAAGUGCGUGAGAGAACUGCUGCAGAAGAGCGGCAAAUCUCCGACGGGCGAGCACGCUGCCGUCUGGGUGCCUGACUCGGAGGCGACCGUGUGCAUGCGCUGCAAGAAGGUGAAGUUCACGGCGGUCAGCCGCCGCCACCACUGCAGGAAGUGCGGCUACGUGGUCUGCGGGCCGUGCUCGGACAAGAAGUUCCUCCUGCCCAGUCAGUCCUCCAAGCCCGUGCGCGUGUGCGAGCACUGCUACGCGAUGCUGUCGGGAAGCCUGGGGCCGCGCUCCGACUCCAUCACCCGGCCGGGUGCCAACUUCAACAACAACACCCUGUCAGACGACGAGGACGAAGACGACAGCAGUGACUGAGAAACGCCUGAACCUCCGGAGGACUCGCCCCGUCUCUGCACUCAGGAGCAAAUCCUCUCCUCUCAUGAUGUCAGUUGAUUUAUUUUUUUCUAUUUCACCUCGUUUCUCUGAUUGAAUCCAGAUCAGGGAGGAUUGUUUUCUCCUCUUCAGUGGAUAUUUUCCUUUCUAUGAACCCAAAUGAGGAAUUUCCUGAAACGUAAAUUCAUCAGUGAAACGAGGAAUGAACUGGAUCACCGGCAGAACUCUGACUGCAUCAUCUGCUCAGUCCAGCUCAUUCUCAUGCCUCCUGACCAGGCUGCAGUUAUUCACUACAAAGCACAGGUGCUAACCUGCGCUGUCCCCCAACCUCUUCCUCCUCCGCUCAUUUUUAUUUCAUUUCUGUGAAUCAAGGUCACAGAAAUGAAUCACGGUGAUAACAGUCAGAAGUUUUGUCCCGUCUGACUUGCUUUAUAUUCUCACAUUUUUCUACUCUAUUUUUGUAGCUCUCUCCUGCAUACAAUGUUUUCUUUAAUAAUUAACAAAAUGUAGAUAUUACUCUAAACCUAGAGAUGUUCUAGUUGAACUAAUGCAGUUGCUUAUGACAAAUCAGCUAAAGCUCAUCUAACAGUGAGUUUCCUCAGUGGUCCUAAAAACUAACUCCGGCCUCCAUCUGUACGGCCACAGAGUGCCUUCUAGAAAACAGAGCUCUGCUUCCAGAAAGGGAGAGAUUAUCUGUAAACCAAGCAAAAAAAAUAACAACAGGGAUUUCAUGAUAGGUUUUCUCUGACAUGCAUUACUCU
This is a messenger RNA of Cyprinodon tularosa, 1708 nucleotides long. It is a transcript of the gene plekhf2, whose product is annotated as pleckstrin homology domain containing, family F (with FYVE domain) member 2. Lineage: Eukaryota; Metazoa; Chordata; Actinopteri; Cyprinodontiformes; Cyprinodontidae. The record is from RefSeq and is a predicted model, not a curated record. Gene Ontology annotation, molecular function: phosphatidylinositol binding; metal ion binding. The coding region runs from base 192 to 929 and encodes 245 amino acids. The transcript is spliced from 2 exons.